AUGAUUAAAUUGGGGUCGGGAGAUAAGAAGAAAGCUAGACCUUACAUCUACAUUCAUUACUUGGUCAACUCCGAAGGUAAGUCUUCCACUCCUAAUGAACUGAAGGUAAUAUUGUUGGAUAUACAGACUUAUCUUCGAGGACACGGCAAUGCCAACGAUCGACAAUCUCAAACUCUCUCGGAAAAGAUAGAUGGUGCUAUCGAAGCCAAGGACUCACUCUAUCGCUUAGGACAACGAAGAUACGUGGAGUCACCAUCUUGGCAUGAUAACAUAUCGAAGUUCGUCAAGGCACUUGGGACAAGAUUGGAAUUCGAGAUUAGUAAUGGUCACGGUGAUGAGCCAUUGGACCGUCCCAUCACUGAAGUCGGAUACGCUCAAAGUCUCGAACGACUCGAAAGUCACCGAAAACAUAGAUCUUCCAACUACAUCAUGAAUUUGACGGAGGCUGUCUGCAAGGUUCGCUUCCCUAGAAAGUACAAGAACGAGCAGUACAUCAUCUUCAACUUGAUGGAACCAUCUGAUGGAAUGUAUGGGGAGAUAUUAUGCACGAGAUUCGCUCAGGGUUACAUUACAAAUGGUGGAGGAUUCUCUCAUGGCGCUGCUGGAAUUCACGUACACUCUAGUAGGAUACUAGGUGACGAGGUCUGGUCGGAAGCAAGACAGGAAGCACUCAAAGAAGAAACACUUCAGAAGAACGUCAAGGAAGAAGUCAUAAGGUUGAAGGAGAGGAAGGAGAAGUACGAUGAGCUUAUGUCAACUGCGAAGUAUAUGGUGGAAUAG
Molecule: messenger RNA, 780 nt
Organism: Sclerotinia borealis F-4128
Lineage: Eukaryota; Fungi; Ascomycota; Leotiomycetes; Helotiales; Sclerotiniaceae
Source: the annotation of a GenBank genome assembly